UGACGUCACGUCAUUCCGCGAAAUUAUUUCCAGACGCGAUCAACAAAUGGAGUCUGAUGUGAAAAAUGGACGGAUCAUUAAAUACCUUACUAUAUGUCUUUUAUCAGCAGCAGUUGUAGGAGUGACGGUCUAUAUUUAUAACUGGGGUCGAAAACGGAAGUCCGACGAAACAGACAAUAAGGUUGACAGUUGCAGCAUCAGUGAUCGAAGUGUAGAUGAAACGGUAGAUGACAUUUCAUCGAUAACAGAGAGUGUAUGUGACGAUGAAGACAUUUCUACUGUCGUCCCUGAAUUUCAAUUUACCAGGAAGGAAGAAACAGAAUCAACAGAAUCGGACCAUUACCUUUCGGCCUCAUCAAUCCUUUCCAGUUCAACCAGCUCUAUUGAAACUUUCGCGUCAGAGAUAUCGCUGACAGAAUCAACAUCAUCUACAAUAGACACAGGCUACUGCAGUAAAAGAACAAUAUGUGGGGUAGAACUUGAAGAUGAUACCUACUCAAACGAUUUAACACCACAGACAUUUGAAGCUCAACUUAACUCGCCUGUUAUAGUUCCCCAUGCUCGAACUGGGUUCUCGUCCUCAUCGUUUAACACAGAUUGUCAAGAUAUGGAAAGGAAGGCCAUAGCUAAUCCUGUCUCUGAAUAUUCGGACUCGCUAAAGACGAUGCAGCGGAAUAUGGACCAAUAUAAGACAAUAAUUAAACCAAAUAGCCCAUCUACUGUUCAAUAUAUUAUGUAA
Mytilus trossulus (common blue mussel) is the source of this 739-nucleotide messenger RNA. RefSeq lists its product as uncharacterized. Bases 47 to 739 code for a protein of 230 amino acids. The record is from RefSeq and is a predicted model, not a curated record. Lineage: Eukaryota; Metazoa; Mollusca; Bivalvia; Mytilida; Mytilidae. The transcript is spliced from 2 exons.